UUCCUCCUGACGAACGUUUGUUUCGAGACGCGGGAAAACUUUCAAACAAGUACUUGUAUUUGAAGAUAAUACUUACUUAUGGACAUUUCCAUUUAGUUUAUUUGUAGCAGUAAUUCGAGUAAAUACAGCAAACAUCACCGUUUACACUUGCUAACUGGCUAACUCGUGUCCGUACAUGUAGCUUGGAGUAACUAGCGUGCCGCUCUGUAGGGCUCGAUCCCAAAUCUCUCCAUAAUCCCUCCAUUGGUUCACUUGAUACGCCACUCUACAGCAGUGGAUUGUACACUACGCGUAGUCCACUAGAUAUCCUAUCAGGACACAUUUCAGGUUUCUCUGCUUAUAGGCAGCGUGAAAGUGUUAUUUCCAGCAGAAUAUGGCGUCAUGUUUGCCUGCUGUCGCUGAGCAGCUGCUGAAAGACCUUCAGAAGACAUAUUCAGAGAAAUCCCAGAUCCCUGAUGAGCUCCUUAUAGCGCUGAGGUUUAUAUUUGGCUCCUGCACCCUGCAGGCGUUGGACCUGGUUGAUCAGCGAGCUGUAACACGUGUGUCCUCACCCAGCGGCAGAGUUGUGUUCCAGGUACUGGGAGGAUCAGGACGGCUGUACACUUGCUACACAUCGUGUCAUUACUGCCCUUGUCCAGCCUUCUCUUUCUCUGUGCUCAGGAGAAAUGAAAGUCUGCUGUGUAAGCACAUCCUGGCAGUCUACUUGUGCCAGGCCAUGGGUUUGUGCCAGCAGGAGCAGGUCUCGGAUCAGCACAUGACCCUCAUCCUCUCCGGAAAAGCCGAGAAGGAUCCGUAAAAGCUCUUCAUUCGGCGACCCAGGGUGCAAGAAGCUGAAUGAACAGAGCAGGUGGGGUGUGCGCUGCAAUCGCAAGUUCACAUGGAGAGAGCCGGGGAAGUUCCACUGCUGGGAUUUGCAUAUUUUGUGCACAAAUUGGAACCCAGAACGGUACAUAUCCUGGCUUGUGUUUGUUUUCCUGCUUCAUAAAAUUACCCAUGAAGCCAAGAGGAGUUCUCUGGAUGUUGGCGCACCAUUAGGGGAAAAAAAAAACCUACAUUAAAUAUAAAAAAAUAUAUAAUUUAAUGACAAAUAAUAAACUAAUGCUUACUGAACAUGGGAGUUUGUUUUAUCAACCCCAGAAAAAGCCAUGUACUAUUACUAAAAACAGACAAAAUGGAUAAAACAGCAAAACACCCACGAGCAUUUUCUUUGUGUGGAUCAUGUCGAUGAUGCAUGCAGAGUAGUAGUUAAGAGUUUCAGUGGCUUUAGGCUAUAAAGUGGAACAUGAACACAUUAAAUUGUACCAAAACAGUCGUGACCGAAAAGGUAUGACCAGAUACAUGGCUGUGUUGUGACACACUUCUCGGCAGAGAAAAGAUUUUCUGCUGUGACGAUGUUGGGUGGAAAAGCACUUCAGCGACUCUUCAUGAAGCUGGGAUUGUAAUAUCAGGCCAAAUUGGGCAAAAGCUAAUUCUAUCAUCACUGUUCACCGCUUUCCAGGAGCAAAGGAUCUAAACUCUGUGUUCUGUGACCCAUAAAUGUGUUCUAAAAUAUCAAACGUUUUAUCAACAUGCCAAAAUUUUAUUUUGAAUAAAAAGUUUUUUUUAGCAUUCUAUCAAAUGUUUUGUAUUGAGAUUUUCCUACCUCAGAGCGAGACAGGAUGUGAGUGAAAUGAUUUAACGGCCAAAGAAUCUGUUCACUGAGAGCACGGUCACCUCCUCUCUCAUAACAGCUUCAAAUCGUGUUAUUUUUAGCCUUUGAUAUUCUGUGCUUUUGUUCCGGGAAAUCUUAAUUCGUAUGCGUGCUACACACCCGAUGGAUUUUCAGUGGGAUCUGGAGAUUUUAAGAGACUUUAAUUAAACGGCGUUCCGGUAUUCUGUAAAAGUCGUCCGACAAACAAAUUCGAGUUUGAUGUUUUCAGUACAUUUACAGGCCUCUCUUUGAAAUCUUUGUCCGCAGGAAUGCGAGUGUUUGUUUGAGCAAAGCCCACCAGGACGCACAAGCCUUUGCACAUUUUUAGCUGCAGUUAUGCAAGUCCCCGGCGCCGCUGUCAGCAGGUAGUCGAACGGCACUAUGGGU
Messenger RNA from Hemibagrus wyckioides, 2077 nucleotides. It is a transcript of the gene zswim7, whose product is annotated as zinc finger, SWIM-type containing 7. Gene Ontology annotation, molecular function: zinc ion binding. Gene Ontology annotation, cellular component: Shu complex. The record is from RefSeq and is a predicted model, not a curated record. Gene Ontology annotation, biological process: double-strand break repair via homologous recombination. NCBI's taxonomy places the organism in Eukaryota, Metazoa, Chordata, Actinopteri, Siluriformes, Bagridae. The transcript is spliced from 6 exons. Bases 374 to 796 code for a protein of 140 amino acids.